Messenger RNA from Vanessa tameamea, 2863 nucleotides. RefSeq names its product speckle targeted PIP5K1A-regulated poly(A) polymerase-like. The record is from RefSeq and is a predicted model, not a curated record. NCBI's taxonomy places the organism in Eukaryota, Metazoa, Arthropoda, Insecta, Lepidoptera, Nymphalidae. Gene Ontology annotation, molecular function: RNA binding; RNA uridylyltransferase activity. Bases 535 to 2715 code for a protein of 726 amino acids. The transcript is spliced from 6 exons.
ACAUUUCUGACAAUACGUAUAAUUAUGCUUUACUUUUAUAAUUUAUAUUUAUAGUGAAUAUUCAAAUUGCAACACAUGAUCACAAUUUUCUGGAAAGUCCGUUACUCCUUACUUACUUUGAUAAUAAACGUAUGUUAAUUCAUUAUAUUAUAUUAGUACGUAGUCAAACUGUCGAAGCUUUAAAACUUGGAUAAGACCAUGAUUUGACGUACCAUUAUUAUUAUUGUUAUUUUACAUAUGUUACUUUUUUAAUGUUGACGACAUAAUAUAAACAGAUUAACAAAAAACCCUAUCUUGGUUUGUCCGACACCGUGCUAACAAGGAACAGCUUAAAAUAAGUUCCAAAGGCUCCACCACACCUUGGUUGACAUCGAAUUAAUCUACAAAUACUAAGCAUAGAUAUAACUGAACCUGAAACAAGUACAAAUGUCUUCAAGAUAAAAGCAAAUCAAGGCCACACUACAACACUAUACAAGUGAAUGAUAAUGAACUAAAAACAGAUAGGUAUUAAAAGGUAUAACACUAUCUCAAAUUAUGGAUACCCUGCCACAGCCCGCUGAUUGUAGGAAAGUUCUUGUUACAGGAUACCCUUCUUACACUCAGCCUCAAGAUCUCACAAGAAUAUUUUCAAGCUAUGGAACUGUGAAAGUGGUAAAAAUAAAUAAUAAAUUUGCUGUUCUCGAGUUCAAAGAUGCGGACGAAGCUAAAUGUGCUAUAGAGGACUCCAAUGAAGUCAUAAUAUACGGAGAGUUCUUGACCGUGGAGCAGUACUCCCAUAAGUCGGAGCCGACAACACCUAAGAGGGAAUUUAAGCAUAGCAAGAACAAAGUGAGUAAGAUUGUGGACCCACGCGCGCUGGACCUGUCGGGCGACUUCCACCAGCAGCUGGCCGGCCUGCUGGGCGCCGUGCGGCUGGCGCAGGACGAGGUGGCGGCGCUGGCGCAGCUCUACCACGACCUGGAGCAGGCGCUGCAGCAGCCUUGGCCCGGGUGCGUCGCUAUGCCGUUCGGCUCAAUAACGACGGGCCUCGGGAUCAAGACGAGCGACGCGGACUGCUUCAUCCACGUGCCGCCCAACCUGCACCACCCAAGCACCAACUACGUCAUCAAAGCGAAGAGAAUCCUUCAGCAGUACCCUCAGCUGUUCGCGGAGAUACUCGCCAUCCCCCGCGCCAACACCCCCAUCGUCAAAUUCUUCCACAUUCCGACCGAGACCAACUGCGACGUGACGUUCAAGACCCCCCUGGGCUCCCAGAACAGCAAGCUGAUCGCCUUCCUGCUGCACGCCGACCCGCGCCUGAUCCCCAUGGCGGUGGUCAUCAAGUACUGGGCGCGCGUGCACGGGCUGUCGGGCACGGGGAAGCUCACCAACUACGCGCUCACCAUGUUGAUCAUCUUCUACCUGCAGCAGCCGCCCGUCAGCAUCCUGCCGGCCGUGGAGUGGCUGCAGCGGGACGCCGACAACGACAUCAUUGUGGACCACUGGAACACCGGCUUCAUGCACCACCAUGACCGCCUGCCCGAGUCCACCAACACCUCGUCUAUAUCCGAAUUACUUGGAGGAUUCUUUCAAUACUAUUCCACUUUCAAUUUUACUGACUUGAUCGUUUGUCCAUUUAUGGGAAGCCCCAUAAAGAAAGAUUUAUUUAAAGAUCUGAAUCUCUUACCGAAGGAAUUCGGGCGUUACGUAAGUAACAUUCGAGACCGUUUGACCGAUCCGAUGAGGUUUACGACAGCGAUGUGCGUUCAGGACCCCUUCGAACUCUGCCACAAUGUGGCUUCGCCGAUCACCAGUAGACUCGCCUUCGAAAUUAAAGAAUUCUUCAGGUUUGCAGCGGCGGCCUAUGAUAAGGAAAAACUCAACAACUGCAAGGGUCUGUUUCAGAUAAUUUUAAUUCAAAAGCCAAAAUUAUCAAAUGGAAAAUUACAUCCUGAAUUUCGAGUGGUCAUUUACCCACACAUUAUACAAAACAUUAUAAAUCCAGACUGGAAAUCGGUGAUCACAGAAGUCCUGAAGAAGGUGUUCGAACAGAUAUGCAAAAUUAAACUGGUGAGAAUCGAGGAAAAAGCAAAUAAUACAGGGAAAAAACAGAAAGAGAAGUACUUAGCCGUUGUAGACAAACCUAUAUGGAAGAGGAACCAGUUCUCAAAACUUUACAAUUUAAUGCAUCUAGAUUUUCUACAGAAACAAACGCGUAUAACGGAAGAAAUACUAAACGUCGAAAAGCAACAGUACAACGUCCAAUUCCGGUUGAUUUUAACAUUUUCUCAAGAACCGAAAAAUGCGGCUGCUUGUAUAAAAUUGAUUGAGGGAGAUCCUGUGGUUUUCCGAGAAUUCGGUAAAUUCUUCGUAUCAAGUAUGCAUAAUUGGUUCGUUACCUUAAUAAAAUCGGAUCUAAAACCGCGUGAAAAAAAACCGGGACACACCGGACCUAAUAUUAUAAGCAGUAUUGAUGAUAAAGACACAGAAUCUAAAGUUAUAAAUAAUGUUGAUGAUAAAAUUACAGAACCUGAUGUUAUAAUUAGUGUUGAAGCGUUAAAUCUAAAGUCUGGUGAUAUAAAUAGUGUUGCAGAUAAAAAAGCAAAAAGCGAAGAAGAUCUCAAUAUAAGCGUGUCUCAGACAGAUAGUUGUGAUAAAAACUUGGCAGGGGACUCAGAUGCAGUUGAAAAUAAAAGUGACACUAGUAAAGACAAUGUAGAACGUGUUACACCCUGAGCCACCUUGUUAAUGCAAAAUUAACGUGUUAUAUGUUAGAUAGUAUUUUGCCGUAUUUUAUUAUUUUAAUAAGCUAAGUGAUUAAUUUUUUUCUAUGUAACUAUGUUUUUAUAUAAAAUAUGUAGAACUUUGAAGUUGUUAACUUUAA